Molecule: messenger RNA, 1022 nt
Organism: Drosophila elegans
Lineage: Eukaryota; Metazoa; Arthropoda; Insecta; Diptera; Drosophilidae
Gene: COX6AL2
Exons: 5
Coding region: 76-921 (281 amino acids)
Biological process (GO): mitochondrial electron transport, cytochrome c to oxygen
Cellular component (GO): mitochondrial inner membrane
Molecular function (GO): enzyme regulator activity
Source: RefSeq, a predicted model, not a curated record
ACUAUUGGACUGUAAAACUUAAAAUUCAGGCACAUUUGUAUUUCAAAAUUCAGGUUUCGGCCCUUGCAAAAAGUAAUGUUUCCAUUUAACAAAAGGAGCAUACAAAUAUUAAAAUAUAUAUACCCACGAUGUCCAGUAAACUCUAAAUUUUCCCAGCGUUUUAUGUCCAAGUCUGGAGAUAAAAAAUCUUCUGGAACAGGAAAUAAAGAAACAACGAGUAAGGAGGGUAAAGAUGCCAAAUCGUCUGAACCAGCUAAAAAAGAUACAACCCCUAAAGAAAAUAAUGUGAUUAAAGACACCAAGCCAAAGGAUGAGACUGCUAUAAAAGGCGGGACCAAAUGCAAGCCGACUAUAAACCCUGUUAAACCAAUGGAUAAAAGUAAAAAAAAACUACAAACAUGUGAUGAAUUGUUACUGGGCAAACCCAAGAAAAAGAAGGCAAAACUAGCUUUAACUGCAAUUCAAGGAGGAGACUUGGGAUGCCCAGCCGUAACCGAAAAAAAACCACCAAUCACUGGACAUUCCAAGCUAUGGCAAAAGAUCUCAUUAUUCGGAGUCCUACCCCUAAUAGCCAUUUUAACUCUCUUAGUUUUUAGUUCUCGGGCCGAAGAGGAACGCCUUGAGUUUAAGAACUAUCCCCAUAUGUACAAACGAUCAAAGCCGUUUUGGUUUCGCGAUGGAAAUCGCACAGCUUUUCACAACAGCUACUUCAAUGCUUUGCCACCUGGAGGAUAUGAGGACGAAAUUGAUGAGAGCACUGUUGGACAGGACCCCGAAUCGGAAAAGGAUAAAAAAGCUCGCCUAAAGGAAUUCGAAAAAGUCGUCAAAAAUUGGCGCAAACAUUCGUCUAAAAGAGACAACCAGCUUAAAAAGGAGGCUGCCGCUGCUGAAAAAGAGUCUAGAAAACAAGAAGCGCAAUAAGCACAGCGGAUUAUCGCCUUUGGACGCUGUGGCAGCACUUCAACCUCAACGAUUUCUAUGUGCAGGUCAGUACGGCGACCUCGCUAAGGGACCUGCGGCAU